Chenopodium quinoa (quinoa) is the source of this 3392-nucleotide messenger RNA. RefSeq lists its product as uncharacterized. The transcript is spliced from 9 exons. Bases 685 to 1905 code for a protein of 406 amino acids. The record is from RefSeq and is a predicted model, not a curated record. Lineage: Eukaryota; Viridiplantae; Streptophyta; Magnoliopsida; Caryophyllales; Amaranthaceae.
UCUUUUGACAAUACCAAAGAACAUAGACAAGCUCCUAGUCCACCAUCUGGAUAUGAUGUGCUAGAACAAUUAAAGAAUGUUUCUUUUACCCUUGGAAAAACUCAUGCAGGCCAAAUUGAUGGCGUGAAAGAAAAAACAUGGAAAAAAUUAAGCAUUUUCUUUGAACUUCCUUAUUGGAAGGAUGUCCAAUUGCGUCAUAAUCUUGAUGUGAUGCACAUAGAGAAAAAUGUGUGUGACAAUAUAAUUAAUACUCUUUUGAAUGUUCCAAAAAAAUCAAAGGACAACUUGAAAGCUCGUCGUACUUUAAAAGAGAUUGGAGUAAGAAAACAUUUGUGGCCUGUUGAACGUAGUAAGGGAAAAUAUUAUUUGCCUCCUGCUCCUUAUAACUUAAGUAAUUCGGCAAAAGAUCGUUUCUGUGAGGUUUUGGAGAAUGUUAAAUUUCCAGAUGGUUAUGCAUCAAACAUCUCCCGAUGAGUAAUGAAGCGAAAGUUAAGUGGCCUUAAAAGCCAUGAUUGCCAUGUGAUGCAAUUAUUUCUUCCUCUUGCUAUGCGAGAAAGUGUAACUGAAAAAGUGGCCUCGGUGUUGAUUGUGCUGUGUGACUUUUUCCGAGCAUUAUGCUAAAAAACACUCAUUGUGCAAGAAUUAACCGAUCUUAAGUCAAAGGUCGUUAUAACACUUUGUAAUAUGGAGAAAAUAUUCCCCCCAACAUUCUUUACAAUAAUGGUGCAUUUAGCUGAUGAGGCUAUAAUUGCCGGUCCAGUCCAUUAUCGUUGGAUGUAUCCUAUUGAGAGAUACUUAUCAACUCUUAGUUCAUAUGUGAGAAAUAAAGCAUGUCCUGAAGGUUCAAUUGCAAGUGGGUAUCUUCUACAAGAAUGCUUAACAUACUGCUCAAGAUACAUGGCUGAUGUUGAUGGAAGAGUAAACCGUUCAACUAGAUCUAAUGCUUUAGCUAGUGAUGAACCUACUGAAGUUUCUGAUCUUUUUGCUUCAACUGGGCAACCUUAUGGAAAAAUUGAAGGAUUUAUGAUGGAUGAAAGACAAGAGGUUCAGGCACAUAGAUAUGUGCUUUUUAAUUCUGAUUGCAAGGAAAUUGAAGCUUUAAGAGAUGAGCACAUAGCCUUUUUGAAGAGAAUUCAUCGACGAAGUCGCCCAACACAACUUCAGUUAGAUCGUAUGCAUAAUGAACAAUUUAGUGAAUGGUUGAAAAUUUUUGUGAAUGAUCCUUGCAAUAAAAGUGAUGAUAGAAUCUCAGAUGAUGUUAAAGCACUUGCAACUGGUCCAAUGCAUGUUGCCAAAAGAUUCCAUGCCUUUGAUACAAAUAAUGGUUACAGAUUUCGUACUAAGGAUUAUGAAAGGAAUAAGAAGACACAAAAUAGCGGUGUCAUGGUCGUAGCAAAAACACAAAGUUAUGCUAGCACUAGAGACACACGUCCUAUUGUGGGAGAAGUGACAUACUAUGGGGUUCUUGAUGAUAUAAUCGAGCUAAAUUAUUAUAAUAAGUUUAAGAUUGUAUUAUUUAAGUGUGAUUGGGCGGAUAUAAAUCAUGCAAGUGGGAUAAAGAUAGACAAGUUAAAAUUUACUUUAGUUAAUUUGAGUCGCUCGAUGUAUUCUGGAAAUCGUUUGACUGAUGAGCCUUUUGUGUUUUCUUCUCAAGUGCAUCAAGUUAUAUAUGUUCAAGAUAGAACUGCACGGGAUUGGUAUAUUCCUAUACCAAUAAAGCCAAGAGAUACUUUUGAUAUGGGUGAUGAAGACUCUGAGCCAAAUCACUUAAUGGAGUUUAAUGAAACUCAAACAUCAAGUUGUGUGCAUGAUCAGCAAAAUGUUGAGAUUGAUAUUGAUGACUUAACUUGGAUGUCAAGUGAUGUACAAGGCAUGAAUGUUGUCGAGAAACUUAGUACAGUAUAAGUAUGAUUUUUAAAAAAAAUUUACUGGUUUUGUAUACCUGGGAAUAAUAUUCUAGUUAAGUGAUGUUUUUUUUUUUUUAAAUAUGUUAUUUAUUUGUUUUAUAGUGUCAUUUUUAUAUCUUUUAAGUUUUUAACUCAUAUAAUUACCAUUGAUUUUUACAUAUAUUUUUUAUUUAAUACUUGGGUGUGAUAUCUUUAAUCAAUAUGUUUUUAUCUUAAUAUUUCAAUUGUCUUUAAGAGCAUUUUCAGAUCUAGAUGGCAAAAAGAAGACGUUUGAACAAGAUCAGAGUAUAUGUGGAGAAUCCUUCCACUUCAACAGAAAUGGCUGAAACUCAAUAUACAGAUAUGGACGCAUCGCAUACUGUCCAACAAAUAAUGUCUAGAGAAGAAACAACCAUAGAAAAUGAGAUGGAUCCAUUAAUGCAAGAUGAUCAGGAUAGUGAAGAAAAUUCUGUGACUCGUAGAGGUCCAACUAUUCUUGCUGACAUCUGGAACCAAUCCCCGGAAGAAAAGUGGGUUGUCAAAUUCAAUCGUUAUGGACAACCUAUUGGUGAAGAAAGUACUCUUUUAUCUAGUUUUAUAGGCACCAUAGGGAGAAAUCCAGAGCUAGCACCACAAGGACAUCCUGAUUGGAGACUGGUUCCAAAGGAAUACAAAGAUAAGUGCAUGGAUGAGAUAAGGGCACGUUUUACGUUUCCACGUAUUGGGGAACCUUUCAUUCUAAAGACUAUAGGAGAAAGAGUGAAAGAUUUUAGAGGAGAAUUAAAGGCUGAGUAUUAUGAGCCAAACAAGCAUAAUAGGACCUACUAGUAGAAAACAAGCCUGGUCGUGUACCUAUCGAGCAAUGGCUGAAAUUAACUACAUAUUGGGAACAAGAUAAGACUAAGACGCGUGCAACUAUGAAUAAGAACAACCAAUUGAAACAAAAAAUGCCUCAUUGUUCUGGAAGGAAGAGUUUUGCUCGCAGAAGAGCAGAAAAGACUAUUAAUGGUGUGGAGCCUUCUCGAGCACAAAUUUAUAUUGAUACUCAUAAGGAUAGAAAGACAAAGGAUAAAAAAAAAGAUAGAUGAAGAAUCAGCUAAAGCUGUUGAGUUGAUGAAAGAAAAACUAGCUGAAAUUCCUGGUGGUGUUGAACAAUCUGAAGGAAGAAUUGCAUGGUCGGGUGAUAUAUAUGAUCAAGUUAUUAAUAAGCCAGAAAAGUAUGGCAAACUGCGUGGAGUUGGUUUUGGAGUUAGUUCGUCUAUUAUAAGAGAUAACUCAUCAGCUAGCCAAUUACGUUUGAUUUCUUCAAAUAAUUGUGACAAUGUGCAAUUUGAGAAUUUAAUUGAGGCGAGAAUUAAGGUGAUACAAGAAAAACAUCAAAAAGAAUUGAAAGAAAUGCAUGAGAAGGCAAAGGAAGACAUGAAACAGAUGCAUGAGAGACAAGAAUAUUUAGAGGAUAAUCUCUCUAAGUUAGUUGAAUUUCUAACAAAUACUCUGCCAAAAAAA